This is a messenger RNA of Cylicocyclus nassatus, 258 nucleotides long. NCBI's taxonomy places the organism in Eukaryota, Metazoa, Nematoda, Chromadorea, Rhabditida, Strongylidae. The record is from the annotation of a GenBank genome assembly.
AUGACAAUCAAGCAACUUGAAGUGAAAUAUAGUGUUUCGCCGAAAGCUACCUCUUACUACGUAAUUGUUAGUUCCGGUUGUAGCACUGGAGGAGUUGAGAUUAAAGCACAAAAAGAUCAGCUCAUGAGUGGCUAUAGAUUCUGUGCCGAAGAAAAUGUCGGAAAGACCAUUACCUCGUCCAACGAGAUAGUACCCGUCAUAAUUUAUAAUCGCAAAGGAGCAACUGAACUCGAGCUGGAAUACCGCACUGGUACGUAA